Messenger RNA from Linderina pennispora, 1417 nucleotides. Its product is annotated as cell division/GTP binding protein. The record is from RefSeq and is a predicted model, not a curated record. Bases 161 to 1150 code for a protein of 329 amino acids. Lineage: Eukaryota; Fungi; Kickxellomycota; Kickxellomycetes; Kickxellales; Kickxellaceae. The transcript has 2 exons. Gene Ontology annotation, cellular component: cytosol; cell division site; septin complex. Gene Ontology annotation, biological process: cytoskeleton-dependent cytokinesis. Gene Ontology annotation, molecular function: GTPase activity; molecular adaptor activity; GTP binding.
CUUGCAACUCUCAAGACCUGUGUUCUGCCCGUUCCAAAAUAAAUCCGUACACUCUAAUAAUUCUUUUUGUUGUUUACCACUUCUCUCUUCACCCCUUUGCCCUUCUUUUUCCAAUCUACUAUUUCCAAUUUACCCGUCUUUUUAAUUUUCCCUCAAGAAAAUGGCCCCAUCUGCCCCCUCAAUUAACAGCGUCGGCAGUUCGCGCAUGGCGACUCCUCGCCCGAGCAGUUACCGGCACAAGUCCGAGAAGCGCGGCAUGACCUACAACAUCAUGCUUGUUGGCCAGUCUGGUCUGGGCAGACGCACGUUCCUCAACACGCUGUGCGAGCGCGAGGUUGUGCCUCCCCCCGAGGCGCCGAACCCCGAGACCGCGCACAUUGCCGACCCGAUGAAGUUUGACACAUACGAGGUGACGCUGGAGGAGGAGGGCACGCGCAUCAGCCUGACAGUGAUUGACACGCCGGGGUUCGGCGAUGGGCUGGACAACACCGGGUGCUUCAAGCAGCUGCAGGACUACAUUGAGGCGCAAUUCGAUGAGGUUCUGGUGGAGGAGAGCCGGAUCAAGCGCAACCGCCGGUACCGCGACCACCGGAUCCACGCGCUGAUCUAUUUCAUUGCGCCGACGGGCCACUCGCUGCGCGAGUUGGACAUCGAGCUGAUGCGCCGGCUGGGCGAGUAUGUGAACAUUCUGCCGGUGAUCGGCCGGGCGGACACGCUGACGGUGGAGGAGCUGGCGGUGUUCAAGCAGAACAUCACGCGGGACCUGGAGUACUACAAGCUGCCGGUGUAUAAUUUCUGCUGGGAUGACUCGGACACGGAGGCCCUGGAGGAGAACCGCGAGAUCAUGGGCCUGAUGCCGUUUUCUGUGGUGACGUGCGACGAGGUCCUGGAUAACGAGUACGGAUCGGUGCGUGUGCGCCGCUAUCCGUGGGGCACCAUCGAGAUUGACGACGAAUCGCAGUGCGAUUUUGCGCUGCUGCGCUACAUCCUGCUGAACUCGCACAUUGCCGAUAUGAUCAACUUCACCGAGGACGUGCUGUACGAGAACUACCGCACGCGCAAGCUCGAGGUUGGCGGCUUUGGCGAGGCCGAGGACGACGAAGAGCAGGAUGACGAGCAGGACGCCGCUGCAGGCAAGAGCCAAGAGUAAGUCCACACAUUCCACCUUCCCCCUUUGAUAUCCUCUCCACAGCCCUCCGUCAUUUUUUGUUUCCUCCAGCUCUCCCCCUCCCCUGCCUGCGGCAGAUCAGGGCAGGCAAGUCUCAAUUCUGUUCAGUUUUAACUUUGUCUGGAACAAAACCUUCAAAAAUUGCAUGCACACACCCACACCACAUCACAUGCGACCAUGAUGCCACUAACUUGCGUGCGCGAGCAUAGGAAGGCGAACCCCGAAAAGGCCGAGUUUGCCGAGACCCGC